CUCUUUUCAUUCAAAAAAACCAGCGUUUCACAAAAUCACAACAAAACAAACUCUGCAAUUUUUUCUCAAACAAUUAUUUUUUUUUGUAAGCAAAAUCUUUCAUUGUGUCUGGAUUUCGUAGUUUUGGAGAAUGGCAGGAAAAGGGGAAGGACCAGCCAUUGGUAUUGAUCUGGGAACAACAUAUUCCUGUGUAGGUGUGUGGCAACAUGAUAGGGUUGAGAUUAUCGCUAAUGAUCAAGGAAACAGAACAACACCUUCUUAUGUUGCUUUCACUGAUACUGAACGUUUGAUUGGUGAUGCUGCUAAGAAUCAAGUUGCUAUGAACCCUGUUAACACCGUCUUUGAUGCAAAGCGUUUGAUUGGAAGAAGGGUGUCUGAUCCAUCAGUUCAAGCUGAUAUGAAGCUAUGGCCUUUCAAGGUUAUUGCUGGACCAGGUGAAAAACCCAUGAUUGUUGUGACUUACAAAGGCGAAGAGAAGCAAUUUUCAGCUGAAGAGAUAUCAUCUAUGGUUCUUAUUAAGAUGCGUGAGAUUGCGGAAGCCUACCUUGGUUCUUCUAUAAAGAAUGCUGUUGUGACUGUCCCUGCAUACUUCAAUGAUUCGCAACGUCAAGCCACAAAGGAUGCUGGUUCUAUUGCUGGUCUAAAUGUCUUGAGAAUCAUCAAUGAGCCAACUGCUGCUGCAAUUGCGUAUGGUCUUGAUAAGAAGGCGUCGAGUGUUGGGGAAAAGAAUGUUCUUAUUUUUGAUCUUGGUGGUGGUACAUUUGAUGUUUCUUUACUGACUAUUGAAGAAGGUAUUUUCGAAGUGAAGGCUACUGCUGGAGAUACCCAUCUUGGAGGAGAAGAUUUUGAUAACAGGAUGGUGAAUCAUUUUGUGCAAGAGUUUAAGAGGAAGAACAAGAAGGAUAUCAGUGGAAACCCUAGGGCUUUAAGAAGGUUGAGGACAGCUUGUGAGAGGGCCAAGAGGACUCUUUCCUCCACUGCCCAGACCACAAUUGAAAUUGAUUCGUUGUAUGAAGGUGUUGAUUUUUACACAUCUAUUACUCGUGCGAGAUUUGAAGAGAUGAACAUGGAUUUGUUCAGGAAAUGUAUGGAGCCUGUUGAGAAGUGUUUGAGGGAUGCUAAGAUGGACAAGAGCAGUGUCCAUGAUAUUGUUCUAGUGGGUGGAUCAACUAGAAUUCCUAAAGUGCAGCAAUUGUUGCAGGAGUUCUUUAAUGGGAAAGAACUUUGCAAGAGUAUCAACCCCGAUGAAGCUGUGGCGUAUGGAGCGGCUGUGCAGGCGGCGAUCUUGAGUGGUGAAGGUAAUCAGAAAGUGCAGGACUUGUUGCUGUUGGAUGUUACUCCUCUCUCCCUUGGACUCGAGACAGCUGGAGGUGUCAUGACUACAUUGAUUCCAAGAAACACCACCAUCCCCACCAAGAAGGAGCAAGUUUUCUCUACCUAUUCAGACAACCAGCCUGGAGUGCUAAUUCAGGUGUAUGAAGGAGAGAGAGCAAGAACAAAGGAUAAUAACUUGCUUGGGAAAUUCGAGCUGUCUGGAAUCCCACCUGCUCCUCGUGGAGUCCCUCAGAUCACUGUUUGCUUUGACAUUGAUGCAAAUGGUAUUCUGAAUGUAUCUGCUGAGGAUAAAACGACAGGGCAAAAGAACAAGAUCACAAUCACUAAUGACAAAGGAAGGCUGUCCAAGGAGGAGAUUGAGAAGAUGGUGCAGGAGGCCGAGAGGUACAAGGCAGAGGAUGAACAGCACAAACAAAAAGUUGAGUCGAAGAAUGCUUUGGAGAACUAUGCUUACAAUAUGAGGAACACUAUCAAGGACGAGAAGAUUGCUGGGAAGUUGGAACCAUCUGACAAGAAGAAAAUCGAGGAUGCAAUUGAAGGUGCCAUCCAGUGGCUUGACACCAACCAGCUUGCAGAGGCAGAGGAGUUCGAUGACAAGAUGAAAGAGCUGGAAAGUAUCUGCAACCCAAUUAUCGCCAAGAUGUAUCAAGGUGGUGUUGGACCUGACAUGGGUGGAGCUGGUGGCAUGGAUGAAGAUGGUCCUUCAGUGGGUGCUGGUAGCGGUGCAGGACCCAAGAUCGAGGAAGUCGAUUAAGUGGAAGAACUGGAGGUUGAGGAAUGUCAGUCACUGCUAGGGCUUGAAGUUGAUGGGGGAUGUGAAUGUUUAGUUUAGUUUGAGUUUAUGUUGCUUUGAUGUAAUGAGGGCACUGUAUCUGUAUGGCUGUUGGUUGAAGUUUAAGUACUUGGAUGGAAAAUUGCAGUUUUAGUUUAAAUUUUCAA
Molecule: messenger RNA, 2274 nt
Organism: Papaver somniferum (opium poppy)
Lineage: Eukaryota; Viridiplantae; Streptophyta; Magnoliopsida; Ranunculales; Papaveraceae
Product: probable mediator of RNA polymerase II transcription subunit 37c
Exons: 2
Coding region: 131-2089 (652 amino acids)
Biological process (GO): protein refolding; cellular response to unfolded protein
Cellular component (GO): cytoplasm
Molecular function (GO): ATP binding; misfolded protein binding; ATP hydrolysis activity
Source: RefSeq, a predicted model, not a curated record